UGAAAGGUAGUUGCCGAAGUUGUCAGGGGCAGGCAAGAGUCCACGGGAGCGAGAAGUGUUGUGGAUUACAAACACACCCCGAGCAGGAAAGGACGGGGAAGAGGAUACUGUCCGAGAAAAAGAAAAGAAAACAACAACUUUUCAUCUGGACAAAGCGGCAGCUCCAAGGACAAGACAGGUUAGCUGUGAUUUAACUUCGCAGAGGAGCACCGGAGAUUACCGUCCUCUCCCUGAGGGACUCACAGGCGGAGACACGUUCAGUUCUUCUGCAGAGCCAUGGUAAUAAAUAUUUCCCUCUUAUGCUGAGCUGCCUUGUGGGACAGUCAGAGGCAUCAUGGCGGAGCUGCCUAUAGCCCCGGGCCAGAUCUACAUCGAGGUGGAUUACGACUAUGAGUACAAGUCCAAGGACCGCCUCAUUACCAUUCGCGAAGGGGAGCGUUACAUGCUGGUCAAGAAAACGAAUGAGGACUGGUGGCAGGUGAGGAAAGAUGAAUCCACAAAGCCAUUCUAUGUACCUGCUCAGUAUGUGCGGGAGGUUCGCAAAGCCCUCAUGCCGCCACCCAAACCCAUCUCGCAUUCCCUCGCUGCGUCUGGAAACUCGAAUCCGCAAAGUGGCGCCGCACUCUGGGUGAAACCAACCAGUCUGGACCUGAGCCCCAACAAUCGGCCCUCAGAGUCCCUCCAAAGAAACGAGUCCAAAACCCGGCGCUCUCCUUCAGCACAGACUGCCUCUUCUGCUCACUUCAGUCCACCGAUACACCGCAGGGACACUAACCACCAUCACACUCCCGGUACGCCCACGGAGCACGAGCGAGCUCUGGCUGAAAUCCUUGUUCAGGGCGGCGCUCUACAGCCUCCCCAGAAAGGGCGCUCCAGCACCCUUCCGCGCAACCGACCGCGAUCGCCUGACAUGGUGAGGGCUCCUUUAGACCUGGACGUAUCCCAGCACUGCGACUCUGCAGGAGAGGAAAGACGCACCAAUGAUUCGGAGUCAGGAGAUGAACUGAGCAGCUCUUCUACUGAACAUCUCCAGACUGUUUCUUCAGGCCAAGGCCGCCCAGAAUCUCCAGUCUACACCAACCUCCAGGAACUGAAAAUCACCAAGACAAGUCUACCCCCCGUGCCGUCUGGCUCACCCAUUCAUUCAGUCGGCGACUGGGAGACCUACAAGGACCACAGCGGCAGACACUACUACUGCAACCGCUCCACCCAUGAGAGAACCUGGAAGCCCCCGAGGACCAAAGAAGCUGGCAGCGGGAACUCCAGGGAGGACAGACACAGCACUGGGGGGAGCUCUGAGACAACUCCUCUCUCGCUCUCGCCAUCUUUCCUUCCCUUCCUGUCGCUGUCCGUCGGAGGACUCCAGCCUCUGUCCUCAGAGGACGCCUGCUUCAGUGCCUACUGUAGCCAGUCAGACAGCCAGUAUGGCUCGCCUCUGCGCGGCUGGUCACAGGAGAUGGACGAACACGGGCACACGCUGUACGUCAGCGACUAUACUAACGAGAAGUGGUUAAAACAUGUUGAUGACCAGGGAAGACCUUAUUACUACAGCGCUGACGGCUCCAGGUCAGAAUGGGAGCUGCCCAAGUACCUCUCGCCACCUCAACCGAGCGACGGACCAAAAAGUCGCAGUUUGGACAGGAAGAACGCGGAGCCCAUCGUCCUGACAAAGUGGAGACACAGCGCCUACGUCCAGGAGCCGAGUGAAAAGGAAGCUCCUCAGACUCCCAAGUCUCCCCCUCCUGACUAUGACUUGAGCCCAACGUCACCCAAGUCUCCCGGCUCUUCGUCUGAAAAGUGCGGUGUUCUCAAUGUGACGAAGAUUACAGAGAAUGGGAAGAGAGUUCGGAAAAACUGGACUUCCUCAUGGACAGUCCUGGACGGUUCAACACUGCUGUUUGCCAAAGGGCAAGGAGGAGGGUCAAGCUGGUUUGGAGGCAGUCAGUCCAAACCAGAGUUCACUGUGGAUCUCAAGGGGGGUUCGGUGGACUGGGCCCCAAAGGAAAAAUCCAGCAAGAAGAAUGUUCUCGAGCUGAAGAUCCGCCAUGGCACGGAGCUGCUCCUGUGGUCUGAAACUGACAGCGUGGUGAAUGAGUGGCUAAAGGCUCUGCAGGACUCCAUCAGUGCAUAUGCCUGUGAGUCCGAUGAGGCCAUUGAGGAGGACAUGCCCGAGUCACCUGGUGCAGAGAAGCAGGACAAGGAGAAAGACCAAAGGCUCUCCAAGAAAGACAAAGCCAUGAAGCCCUCGGCUAGCGUGGAGGCUACAGACAACAAGAAGACUCGGCACAAGCUGAAGAAGUUCCUGGCCCGCCGACCCACCCUGCAGAACGUCAGAGACAAAGGAUACAUCCAAGAUCAGGUUUUUGGCUGCAGCCUGUCCAGUCUGUGUCAGCAGGAGAACAGCACGGUGCCGACCUUUGUCAAGAUGUGCAUCGAUCACGUGGAGAAUAACGGUCUGUAUAUAGACGGGCUGUAUAGAGUGAGCGGGAACCUGGCGGUCAUACAAAAGCUACGCUUUGCUGUCAAUCACGAUGAGAAGGUGAACCUUGGCGACGGGAAGUGGGAGGACAUCCAUGUGAUCACUGGGGCUUUGAAGAUGUUCUUCAGGGAGCUGCCCGAGCCCCUCUUCACCUACGCUCUGUUCAGCGACUUCGUCAGCGGCAUCAAAAUAUCAGACUACAAGCAGCGGGUGCAGGCCAUCAAAGAGCUGGUGAGACAGCUGCCCAAGCCCAACCACGACACCAUGCAGGCGCUCUUCAAACACCUCAGGAAGUAAGAAAAGUCAC
Messenger RNA from Cyprinodon variegatus (sheepshead minnow), 2786 nucleotides. RefSeq names its product rho GTPase-activating protein 12-like. Gene Ontology annotation, cellular component: cytoplasm. The record is from RefSeq and is a predicted model, not a curated record. Gene Ontology annotation, biological process: regulation of GTPase activity; signal transduction. NCBI's taxonomy places the organism in Eukaryota, Metazoa, Chordata, Actinopteri, Cyprinodontiformes, Cyprinodontidae. The coding region runs from base 335 to 2776 and encodes 813 amino acids. Gene Ontology annotation, molecular function: protein binding. The transcript has 17 exons.